Messenger RNA from Cololabis saira (Pacific saury), 2176 nucleotides. Its product is annotated as sodium- and chloride-dependent betaine transporter-like. Gene Ontology annotation, cellular component: membrane. The transcript has 16 exons. The record is from RefSeq and is a predicted model, not a curated record. Bases 144 to 2027 code for a protein of 627 amino acids. NCBI's taxonomy places the organism in Eukaryota, Metazoa, Chordata, Actinopteri, Beloniformes, Belonidae. Gene Ontology annotation, biological process: sodium ion transmembrane transport.
UGUGAGCAUGAACGUGGGCCGGGCCGAGCCCGUCCUGCAGGACACUCCCUCCCCAGAACCAGACUUUCCCUCCGACUCCAGUGUUUCACAAACAGCGACUCUCUGCAGGCACACGGCCCGUUUGGAGACAGAGUGAAGGGAUCAUGGCAGAGGAAGUGGAGAGAGGGGCCCCCGAGGAAGAGCCGGGGCAGGACAAACGGACCCCCGAGGAGGGGGCCCUGCCGCGGGGGAAGUGGAAGAACAAGAUGGAAUUCAUCUUCUCCAUGGCUGGGGAGAUAAUCGGCCUGGGAAACGUGUGGCGUUUCCCUUACCUGUGCUACAAGAACGGAGGAGGUGUGUUCCUCAUCCCCUACCUGAUAUUCCUCUUCUGCUGCGGCAUCCCCGUGUUCUUCCUGGAGACGGCGCUGGGCCAGUACACCAGCGAGGGGGGGGUGACGGCCUGGAGGAAGAUCUGUCCCAUGUUUCAGGGGGUGGGCUUCGCCUCCCAAGUGAUCGUGGUGUAUCUGAACAUCUACUACAUCGUGAUCUUGGCCUGGGCCGUCUUCUACCUGGGGAACUCCUUCGUCAGCCCGCUGCCGUGGUCCUCGUGUGAGAACUGGUGGAACUCCGAAUCGUGUCACGGCCGCAUCGGCUCCUUCGCCAACCCGGGGCUGUUUCGUCUCGACUCCAACUGGUCCUUCCUGAACAACAUGAGCACGGACGACUUCUCCGGCUACGGCGGCAACUUUUCGUUUUUCACCUCGAAGUCACCGGAGGAGGAGUUCUGGACAAACCGUGUGCUGGGCGUGUCGCAUGGCAUGACCCUGGGGAAGGUGCACUGGGACCUGGCGCUGUGCCUGCUGGUGUGCUGGGUGCUCUGCUACUUCUGCAUCUGGAAGGGCAUCAGAACCACCGGGAAGGUUGUUUACUUCACCGCCACCUUCCCCUACCUGAUGCUCCUCAUCCUCUUCUUCCGCGGAGUGACGCUCCCCGGAGCCGCAGAGGGCCUCAGAUAUUACCUCAGCCCCGACUUCUACAAGCUCGCCGACCCACACGUGUGGCUGGACGCGGGAACGCAGGUGUUCUUCUCCUACGCCGUGUGUCAGGGAGUCCUGACGGCUCUGGGGAGCUACAACAAAUACAACAACGACUGCUACAAGGACUGCCUGUUGCUCUGCUGCCUCAACAGCGCCACCAGCAUCUUCGCAGGAUUCGUGGUUUUCUCCGUCCUCGGGUUCAUGGCCUACGACCUCAACCUGGACAUCGCUGAGGUCACGUCCAGCGGUCCCGGCCUUUUCUUCGUGGCCUAUCCGAAGGCGCUGUCGCUGCUUCCCGGCUCGUCCUUCUGGGCCGUGCUCUUCUUCCUCAUGGUCCUGUUUCUGGGCCUCGACAGCCAGUUCGUGUGCGUGGAGAGUCUGGCCACCGCCAUCACCGACCUGUUCCCGGCUCGUCUGAGGAGGCCGGGGGCCCGAGAGAUCCUGGUCCUGGUCAUCGCUGUCGUCUGCUUCCUGUUGGGGCUCCCCUUCAUUACCGAUGGGGGGAUCGUCCUCUUCACCCUGAUGGACUCGUACGGUCCCGCUGGAAACAGCCUGCUGGUCAUCGCUUGUGCGGAGACCAUGGUUGUUGCCUGGGUAUAUGGUGCGGACCGUUUCUAUGACAACAUCGAGGACAUGAUCGGAUACCGGCCGAUACCGGUGCUCAAGUACUGCUGGCUGUUCGUCACGCCGCUCAUCUGCUGGCUGACGCUGCUCUACUGCAUGAUCCAAACAAGACCUUUCCCUGUUUUUGGCUACACACCUGGCGCCGGGGACCUCUGUCUGGCCAGCCUGCUGGUCGCCACUCCACUCCUGUGCAUCCCAGCAUUCAUCUUGAUCACACUAUGCAGGGAUCCUGACAACAUGACCACGACGUCCAAAGACCUCCGACAGGUUCGGCCGAAUAAACCAGCACUAAAGUUGUGCAACUUCGUCAUCAUCAAGGGGGGCGGCGCCCGGACGAGGGGCAAGGACGAAGGAAAGGUGACCGUGGAGGAAACCAGUCCGGUUUGAUGGUUGCUGAAAACAUAUUACAGUUUUUUUUUUACGAAUGUUUACAUGUUUCCAUAAUCUUCAGGGAGAUUUGAUCAUUUUUAUUUGUUUUUUAUUAACUUGAGUGAUAAAUGAUGAUACCGGUGCAUUGUACAUUUAUUUGUAUACGU